Molecule: messenger RNA, 1278 nt
Organism: Ylistrum balloti
Lineage: Eukaryota; Metazoa; Mollusca; Bivalvia; Pectinida; Pectinidae
Product: forkhead box protein fkh-2-like
Exons: 1
Coding region: 1-1278 (425 amino acids)
Biological process (GO): regulation of transcription by RNA polymerase II
Cellular component (GO): nucleus
Molecular function (GO): DNA-binding transcription factor activity; sequence-specific double-stranded DNA binding
Source: RefSeq, a predicted model, not a curated record
AUGGUCCAGCUGGGAACUUCUCCCGACUUUCAGCUCCAUAGGAGUCGACCAUCAUUCAGUAUUAGCAGAGUUCUCGGAGAAGACUUUCCGAAUUCCUCUCCGGUAUACAGUGGUAGAUACCCGGACAGUGCCGAAAGCCCAGAAUCAGUGACUUCCUGUUUGUCAGUUGAGGAAGAACACACUAACGUAGACGUCGAGGCGUACGACUCGGAUUUAGAAAAUUCAGACUUUUGUGAAAAAGAAUCAAGUGCAAGACUGACUCCGACUCUGGACAACAAACACAACUGUAGUGAUGACAAUAUAGAAAAUCGGGAACCGGCCACAAAAAGUUCGGACUCAAAGCCUGAUGGAAACAACAACAAGGCACUGAACAACGAUGCCAAGAAAUCAGAAAAACCACCAUUUAGUUACAACGCCUUAAUCAUGAUGGCUAUCCGAAGCAGCCCGGAGAAGAGACUUACGCUGAACGGAAUAUAUGAAUUUAUUAUGAAGAACUUCCCGUACUAUAAAGACAAUAAACAAGGAUGGCAAAAUUCUAUCCGACACAAUUUAAGUCUAAACAAGUGUUUUGUCAAAGUUCCUCGUCAUUAUGACGACCCCGGAAAAGGCAAUUAUUGGAUGCUGGAUCCUUCAUGUGAUGACGUAUUUAUUGGAGGAACCACAGGAAAACUGCGUCGGAGAUCCACUUCAGCUUCCAGGACUCGUCUGGCAGCUCUGAAAAGGGCCGGCUUUCCAGGUAUCCAACCUCAUGUUUAUCCAUUUGCCUGUUCAGCAGGUAAGCCAGGCUCGUACAUGUGGCCCUUCUCAUCCCUGUAUCCGUUCGGAGGGAGCACCGCAGGGUCACCUGCUUUGCGGUAUGGUGGGUUCCAGUUCUACCCCUACACAGGGUUGUUACCAGCGUCAUCUUCCGUACCAGGGACUACAACGGGACGGACAACAAAUUUCUCUGUCGACAGAUUAUUGGGACUUGAUAUGGGAGUCUCAUCUAACAUGUCCACUGGUUCAUCGUCACUGAAGACGAGUAGCCAGGCUUUCCAGUGGUACCCGACCCAUUCACCGCUAUCCCUACCCCACACAGACCAGGAACACUCAAACACAAGGGGAUUGGACCUUAGUCUUUUCAAAGGGGUUCAUGGAUUACCUGUAUCUCCGGGAUCGGCGUUUUCCUCCCCUCCAGGAACAUUGCACCAAUCAUCAAAUGGACUUGUACGAAACAUGUUCUCAAAUACAUCAGUACAUUCUCAAAGACAGCCUUACGACGUUGGAAGGACGUCAUAG